AUGCAUUCUCGGUGCUUCCCUUUUCUUGGAUCCUCCCGCAAUCAGUACUCAAAUUCUUGGGUACGUUCCCCAUGGUUUCUGAUUACUCUGUUCUUCUUUACUUACUUUCAGGAAGCUGAACCGGGUUGUACCCGACGGUUUGACCGGGUGGUUAGUCCCUACCAGUCCGAAUGGGAAAAUCGAUAUCCAACCCCUCGUUGUCAACUUAUUGUCGUGUCUCCCGGCAAUCGGGCGACCCGGGAAGCUGGUCAACUGCUACCGCCCCGAACCAUGCUAGACGACCCGGUAUCCGAGUUCGAGUUCCCCGACCCGGAUACAACCCCGAUUCGGGUCCGCCGCUUCUCCCACCGACUCGACGACGACUACAUCGCCAAGUACAAGAAGGCGCUUUCCAUCAUGAAAUCUCUGCCGCACUCCGACCCGAGAAGCUUCACCUGGCAGGUCGAAAUCCACUGCCAGUACUGUACCGGGUCGUUUCUCCAGCAGGGCUCCGAUUUCCCGGUUCGGGUCCAUAGGAACUGGCUAUUCUUCCCCUGGCACCCGAUGUUCCUCUACUUCCACGAGAGGAUCCUCGGGAGCCUGAUCGGCGACGAGACCUUCGCGCUGCCGUUUUGGGGUUGGGCUUCGCCGGACGGGAUGACCCUGCCGGAGCUCUACUUAAACGGGUCGUUCAAUGACCACCGCCGCGACCCGACCCAUUACCCGCCCACCGUGGAGGAUCUGAACUUCAAGAAGCUGGAUCCAACCAGAUCUACGCCGGAGGAGCAGAUCCGACUCAAUUUGGCGUUGAUGUACAACCACAUGGUCUCCGGCGCCAAGACGGCGCAGCUCUUUUUGGGGUGUCCUUAUAAAACGGGAGCGGAUAUGGUGACAACACCAUAUUUGUUGUUAUAG
Molecule: messenger RNA, 894 nt
Organism: Linum tenue
Lineage: Eukaryota; Viridiplantae; Streptophyta; Magnoliopsida; Malpighiales; Linaceae
Source: the annotation of a GenBank genome assembly